GCACCCUUUGCAACCGCGAUAACACCCCAUCGCGACAAAUUCUCAGCUCAUCAUCACCCCUCACCCCACAUCCACCUCUUGAUCCAAAAUGGGCCAAAUCGAAGAACUCCCCGACGACUACGACGAGUCGCUCAACCUACCUCAACCCGCACCAUCCCCCGUCGAAGAGAACAAUGUCCCCACGCCGCCCACCCCCGAGGAACUUCCCAUCCCGAUCAAAGAAGACCGGUUAAAGGAUCUGAACGAGAAUGCGGACCCCUUGGCCCCGAAGAUGCCUCCUGCGAUGGAGGCCGUGAGCACGCAUACGACGGAUGAGUUGGCGGAGAUUCUCAACCGCACGCCGCUGUUCAUGACGGAUAUUAAUAAGGCGUAUGAUGAGAAGGGUGAGAACGUCAUGCUGGAUGCUAUCCGCGCUCUCCAGAACGAAGGUACCCGCGGCGAAGUCGCCCAGAAUUUCCGGGAACAGGGGAAUGAGGCGGCGCGGGAGAAGCGCUGGAUUGAUGCGAAGGAGCACUACUCGAAGGGUAUUGCGGUGUUGGUGGCUAAGGAGGAUAAGUGGGAUAAGCCGGAGGAUGAGAAGGAGGAGGCCAAGUUGCGGAGGGAGGCGGAGGAGGCGUGCUAUAUUAAUCGCGCGCUGUGCAAUUUGGAGCUGAAAUUUCCGGUCUACGACGCUCGAUUGUGCCGCGGUUUUGAAGCUGAACCCGAAGAAUGUCAAGGCGUUUUAUCGGUCCGCCAUGGCGCUGUAUGCGCUGGAUAAGAUUGUCGAGGCGGAGGAUGUGGCGACCCGGG
Molecule: messenger RNA, 789 nt
Organism: Aspergillus ibericus CBS 121593
Lineage: Eukaryota; Fungi; Ascomycota; Eurotiomycetes; Eurotiales; Aspergillaceae
Product: HSP70/90 family co-chaperone CNS1
Exons: 3
Coding region: 89-757 (222 amino acids)
Biological process (GO): protein folding
Molecular function (GO): Hsp90 protein binding
Source: RefSeq, a predicted model, not a curated record